Penaeus vannamei (Pacific white shrimp) is the source of this 1857-nucleotide messenger RNA. The record is from RefSeq and is a predicted model, not a curated record. Lineage: Eukaryota; Metazoa; Arthropoda; Malacostraca; Decapoda; Penaeidae.
UGACUUUAUUCGCAAGAUUAGUUGAAGUUGUGUCUCGGUUGGGUGAAGGCGCGUCUGCAUUUGCUAAAAGAAACCCUUUGAUAUGUUGGAGUGACCUUUGCUGAGUGCUGACCUGGCUUGAUCACAUGACCUGAUAUGGCGAAGCGACUCGAUGACGUCAUGUCCCGCCUGGGGACUGGCCGCUGGAACCUCCUGCACAUCCUCUCCCUCUCUUACUGCUUCUCUCUGACCACGUACCACACCCUGGGCGGCGCCUUCCUCGCCCCCCGAGUGGACUACACCUGCCGCCGGCCCGAGGGCGCCCACGACGCAGCUGCCGCCCGAAGCGCCUCACCGCUGUUCAUUCCCGCCGGCGACAACACCUCCGAAGAGGCUAAACCCGAGUGCAGUUACUUCGUGCUGAACUCGUCCUCGGGCCAGGUCGAGGAGGAGCCUUGCGUCGAGUGGGACUUCGACAACUCCACCUUCAGCUCCACCGUUGGCACUGAGUUCCAGCUUGCCUGCGGUUGGGAGUACCUUCGCUCGACGUACCAAAGCAUCUACAUGUUCGGCGUCACGAUCGGGGGCCGUUCAACGGGGUUCUGGCCGACAGGAAUUCUGCAAAUCAAGUCCAGGUACGGGCGCAAGAUGACCAUGGCCGUGGGUUUUGUCGCCUACUCCGCCCUGGCCAUCGGCUCCUGCUGGAUCCCCAACCUCUCGGCUCUCCUGCUCUCGCGCUUUCUCAUGGGCGCCGUCGACCCCACGAUACUGAAGACGGGAUAUAUACUAGGCAUGGAGGUCGCGGAUCCCAAGUGGCGCACGCAUAUCGGCAUUGCAUUGUUUCUGCCAUGGGCGCUUAGUCUCAUGGCGUGGGGCGGGUUCGCUUACCUCGUCCGGGAAUGGCGGAUGCUUCAGCUGACCGUGUCUUUGCUGUGUCUGGCCUUCUUGCCUACUCUGUGGUUCAUGGACGAGUCGCCUCGGUGGCUGGCCGUGAGGGGGCAGCACCGGCGCGCCCUCCGAGUGCUGCAGAGGGCCGCCAGGUGGAACGGGGUCGCCCUCCCCCCGAGGACGAGCUUCUGCUCCUGCUCAAGGACGGAGUCAAGGACGAGGCAAUGGUACGCCCGCACCAAGACGCCCGCGCCCACACCGCGAGAGGCUGGUUCAGAAGGCGUUUGGAUGAAGCAUUUAUUCUUUUCAGAACCCCCCGCCUUCGCACCAUCACCCUCAGCCUGUACACCAAACUACCUACUGGUGGGUGCUGUGUACUUCGGCCUCUCGCUCAGCGGCGGCGACCUGAGCUCCGACCCGUUCCUGUACAUGGUGCUGACGGGGGUCGUGGAGCUGCCGGCCUACACGCUGGUCAUCCCCCUGGUGGCUCGCUACGGCAGGAGGGCUCCCGUUGUCGCCUUCUUCUUCAUGGGCGCCGUGGCUCUUCUCGCACUGCCCUUCGUGCCUACGGGUACUGGGGAAUCGAUGGCCUUAGCCCUUAUGGGGAAGAUGAGUAUCGCUUCGGCCUUCCAGAUCCUCGACUUUUACUCCUCAGAGCUCUUUCCCACCGAGGUUAGGACGAGGGGCAUGAGCACAGCCCUUGUCAUGUCAAGGGUGGGGUCUACUUGUUCGCCUUUCAUCACGGACUACUUGGGCCCCUUGUACCCGUGGGCGCCGUCAGCAGUGUUCGGGGCGGCGUCGGUGCUCGCGGGACUGGCCACGCUCGCCCUGCCGGAGACGCUGCACGUGCCUCUCCCGGACACCAUCGCACACCUGGAGGAGCGGGAGAUCAGGACCAGCUCUUACAUUAAUAUCUGUAAUCUCUCGGGUUCCUGCGACUCCUGUCCGCGAUCCAGAAUCCCUACCAUUUACGUCAGCCAAGUGGAUUAG